Molecule: messenger RNA, 7590 nt
Organism: Gracilinanus agilis (Agile Gracile Mouse Opossum)
Lineage: Eukaryota; Metazoa; Chordata; Mammalia; Didelphimorphia; Didelphidae
Gene: SPTAN1
Product: spectrin alpha, non-erythrocytic 1
Exons: 58
Coding region: 1-7533 (2510 amino acids)
Biological process (GO): actin cytoskeleton organization
Cellular component (GO): cell junction; cell projection; plasma membrane
Molecular function (GO): actin filament binding; calcium ion binding
Source: RefSeq, a predicted model, not a curated record
AUGUUGUCAUCGUUUCGUAAGCGCAGAGUCCAGAAAAUGGACCCAAGUGGGGUCAAAGUGCUGGAAACAGCAGAAGACAUCCAAGAAAGGAGGCAGCAGGUUCUGGACCGAUACCACCGCUUUAAGGAGCUGUCAACCCUUAGACGACAGAAGCUUGAGGAUUCCUAUCGAUUCCAGUUUUUUCAACGUGAUGCUGAAGAGUUGGAAAAAUGGAUUCAAGAGAAGCUUCAGAUUGCAUCAGAUGAAAAUUACAAGGACCCAACCAAUUUGCAAGGGAAGCUUCAGAAACACCAGGCCUUUGAAGCUGAAGUGCAGGCCAAUUCAGGCGCCAUUGUGAAACUGGAUGAGACUGGCAACCUGAUGAUCUCAGAAGGGCAUUUUGCAUCUGAAACUAUAAGAGCUCGUUUGAUGGAGCUACACCGACAAUGGGAACUACUCCUGGAGAAGAUGCGGGAGAAGGGAGUAAAAUUAUUGCAGGCACAAAAAUUGGUGCAGUAUUUACGGGAGUGUGAAGAUGUGAUGGACUGGAUCACUGACAAGGAAGCAAUUGUUACUUCAGAGGAACUGGGUCAGGAUCUGGAACAUGUGGAAGUUUUACAGAAGAAAUUUGAAGAAUUUCAGACAGAUAUGGCUGCUCAUGAAGAGAGAGUAAAUGAAGUAAACCAGUUUGCUGCCAAACUUAUCCAGGAGCAACAUCCUGAAGAAGACCUGAUCAAGACCAAGCAGGAUGAAGUGAAUGCAGCCUGGCAGCGACUGAAGGGCCUGGCCCUCCAAAGGCAGGGGAAGCUCUUUGGAGCAGCUGAAGUUCAGCGUUUUAACAGGGAUGUGGAUGAAACUAUCAGCUGGAUUAAGGAGAAGGAGCAAUUGAUGGCAUCUGAUGAUUUUGGCCGAGAUUUGGCAAGUGUACAGGCUCUACUCCGAAAACAUGAGGGACUAGAAAGAGACCUUGCUGCUCUAGAAGACAAGGUUAAAGCUUUGUGUGCUGAGGCUGACCGUCUGCAGCAAUCCCAUCCCAUGAGUGCUACUCAGAUCCAAGUUAAGCGAGAGGAGCUGAUUACAAAUUGGGAGCAGAUCCGUACCCUAGCAGCUGAAAGACAUGCACGCCUCAAUGAUUCUUAUAGACUUCAGCGCUUCCUUGCAGACUUCCGAGAUCUCACUAGUUGGGUAACUGAGAUGAAGGCUCUCAUCAAUGCUGAUGAACUUGCCAAUGAUGUAGCUGGGGCUGAAGCUCUACUUGAUAGGCACCAAGAACACAAGGGUGAAAUUGAUGCCCAUGAAGAUAGUUUUAAAUCUGCUGAUGAAUCGGGACAGGCUCUUCUUGCUGCUGGUCAUUAUGCCUCUGAUGAAGUGAGAGAGAAGCUGACCAUCCUUUCUGAUGAAAGAGCUGCUCUCCUGGAACUUUGGGAACUUCGCAGGCAACAGUAUGAACAGUGCAUGGAUCUGCAGCUUUUUUACAGAGACACUGAACAAGUAGACAACUGGAUGAGCAAACAAGAGGCAUUUCUGUUAAAUGAAGACCUGGGAGAUUCUCUGGACAGUGUAGAAGCUCUUCUCAAGAAGCAUGAAGAUUUUGAGAAAUCUCUCAGUGCUCAAGAAGAAAAAAUUACAGCACUGGAUGAGUUUGCAACCAAGCUGAUCCAAAAUAACCAUUAUGCUAUGGAAGAUGUGGCUACACGUAGAGAUGCAUUAUUGAGCCGACGCAAUGCCCUUCAUGAACGGGCCAUGUACCGCCGGGCCCAGCUGGCUGAUUCAUUCCACCUACAGCAGUUUUUCAGAGAUUCUGAUGAGCUAAAGAGUUGGGUGAAUGAAAAGAUGAAAACUGCAACAGAUGAAGCUUAUAAGGAUCCAUCCAACUUGCAGGGCAAAGUUCAGAAGCAUCAGGCUUUUGAGGCUGAGCUCUCAGCUAAUCAGAGUCGAAUUGAUGCCUUGGAGAAAGCUGGACAAAAGCUGAUUGAUGUUAAUCAUUAUGCCAAAGAUGAGGUGGCAACUCGUAUGAAUGAGGUAAUCAGUUUAUGGAAGAAGCUGUUGGAAGCUACAGAACUAAAGGGAAUAAAACUUCGUGAAGCUAACCAGCAACAACAAUUUAACCGUAAUGUGGAAGAUAUUGAAUUGUGGCUUUAUGAAGUAGAAGGUCAUUUGGCUUCUGAUGAUUACGGGAAAGAUCUUACCAAUGUCCAGAACCUUCAGAAGAAGCAUGCUCUUUUAGAGGCAGAUGUUGCAGCCCACCAGGAUCGAAUUGAUGGCAUCACUAUCCAAGCCCGGCAGUUUCAGGAUGCUGGUCAUUUUGAUGCUGACAACAUCAAGAAGAAGCAAGAGGCCCUUGUAGCUCGAUAUGAAGCUCUGAAGGAUCCUAUGGUUGCUCGAAAGCAGAAGUUGGCUGACUCGCUGCGCUUACAACAGCUCUUCCGAGAUGUUGAGGAUGAAGAAACAUGGAUCCGAGAGAAAGAACCCAUUGCUGCUUCUACUAACAGAGGCAAGGAUCUAAUUGGGGUUCAGAACCUGCUAAAGAAGCACCAAGCCCUUCAGGCAGAAAUUGCUGGUCAUGAGCCUCGUAUCAAAGCUGUUACACAGAAGGGAAAUGCCAUGGUGGAGGAAGGCCAUUUUGCUGCUGAAGAUGUGAAGACCAAGCUAAAUGAAUUGAAUCAGAAGUGGGAGUCUCUAAAAGCAAAAGCUUCCCAGCGUCGGCAGGAUUUAGAAGAUUCUCUGCAGGCUCAGCAGUAUUUUGCUGAUGCCAAUGAAGCUGAAUCUUGGAUGCGAGAGAAAGAACCUAUUGUGGGCAGUACAGACUAUGGGAAAGAUGAGGACUCUGCUGAGGCUCUCUUGAAGAAACAUGAAGCCUUGAUGUCAGAUCUGAGUGCCUAUGGCAGCAGUAUCCAGGCUUUGCGGGAGCAAGCUCAGUCAUGCCGGCAACAAGUGGCUCCUACAGAUGACGAAACAGGGAAGGAGCUAGUAUUAGCCCUCUAUGAUUACCAAGAGAAGAGUCCUCGAGAGGUCACUAUGAAAAAGGGGGAUAUCCUCACUCUGCUUAACAGCACAAACAAGGAUUGGUGGAAAGUGGAAGUGAAUGACCGUCAAGGUUUUGUGCCUGCUGCAUAUGUAAAGAAAUUGGACCCAGCCCAGUCAGCAUCACGAGAGAAUUUACUGGAGGAACAAGGCAGUAUCGCAUUGAGACAGGAACAGAUUGACAACCAGACACUCAUAACUAAGGAGGCUGGCAGUGUAUCCCUACGUAUGAAACAGGUGGAAGAACUAUACCACUCUCUGCUGGAACUGGGGGAGAAGCGCAAAGGCAUGUUAGAGAAGAGUUGUAAGAAGUUCAUGCUGUUCCGUGAAGCUAAUGAGCUACAGCAGUGGAUCAAUGAGAAGGAGGCCACGCUGACCAAUGAGGAAGUUGGCACAGACCUAGAACAAGUAGAGGUGCUACAGAAGAAGUUUGAUGACUUUCAGAAGGAUUUGAAAGCCAAUGAAUCCCGACUAAAGGACAUCAACAAAGUUGCUGAAGACCUGGAGUCAGAAGGGUUGAUGGCAGAGGAAGUUCAGGCUGUACAGCAACAGGAGGUAUAUGGUAUGAUGCCUAGGGAUGAUACUGAUUCUAAGACUGCUUCUCCCUGGAAGUCUGCACGGCUGAUGGUUCACACAGUGGCCACUUUUAAUUCAAUCAAGGAACUAAAUGAGCGCUGGAGGUCUCUACAGCAGUUGGCUGAAGAGCGGAGCCAACUUCUGGGCAGUGCCCAUGAAGUACAGAGAUUCCAUAGAGAUGCUGAUGAAACCAAGGAAUGGAUUGAAGAAAAGAAUCAGGCUUUAAACACAGACAAUUAUGGACAUGAUCUGGCCAGUGUCCAGGCAUUGCAACGCAAGCAUGAGGGCUUUGAGAGAGACCUAGCAGCAUUAGGUGAUAAGGUGAAUUCCCUCGGGGAGACUGCCGAGCGACUAAUCCAGUCCCAUCCUGAAUCAGCUGAAGACCUUCAAGAGAAAUGCACUGAGCUAAAUCAGGCCUGGAACAGCUUAGGGAAACGAGCUGAUCAGCGCAAGGCCAAGUUGGGGGAUUCUCAUGACCUGCAGCGUUUCCUCAGUGAUUUCCGGGACCUCAUGUCUUGGAUCAAUGGAAUCCGGGGCUUAGUAUCCUCUGAUGAAUUAGCCAAGGAUGUCACAGGAGCUGAAGCUUUGUUAGAAAGACAUCAGGAACACCGAACAGAAAUUGAUGCCAGAGCUGGCACUUUCCAGGCAUUUGAGCAGUUUGGGCAGCAGCUGUUGGCUCGUGGGCACUAUGCCAGCCCUGAGAUCAAAGAGAAACUAGAUAUUCUCGAUCAAGAGAGAGCUGACCUGGAGAAAGCCUGGAUCCAGCGCAGGAUGAUGCUAGACCAGUGUCUUGAACUACAGUUGUUUCACCGGGAUUGUGAACAGGCGGAAAAUUGGAUGGCUGCUCGGGAGGCUUUCCUGAAUACUGAAGAUCGAGGGGACUCUCUGGAUAGUGUAGAGGCUCUGAUCAAGAAACAUGAAGACUUUGAUAAAGCAAUCAAUGUUCAGGAGGAGAAGAUUGCAGCUCUACAGUCCUUUGCUGACCAGUUAAUAUCUGCGGAUCACUAUGCUAAAGGAGACAUUUCUAACCGUCGCAAUGAGGUUUUGGAUAGGUGGAGACGCCUAAAAGCCCAAAUGAUUGAGAAGAGAUCCAAGCUGGGAGAAUCACAGACACUUCAGCAGUUCAGUCGAGAUGUGGAUGAGAUUGAGGCCUGGAUCAGUGAAAAGCUGCAGACAGCAAGUGAUGAAUCCUAUAAGGAUCCUACCAAUAUUCAACUUUCCAAGCUGCUGAGCAAACACCAGAAGCACCAAGCCUUUGAAGCCGAGCUGCACGCCAAUGCUGACCGAAUCCGGGGUGUAAUUGACAUGGGCAACUCCCUCAUUGAGCGAGGGGCCUGUGCUGGCAGUGAAGAUGCUGUUAAGGCCCGCCUAGCAGCACUUGCUGACCAGUGGCAGUUCUUAGUGCAGAAAUCAGCCGAGAAGAGCCAGAAGCUGAAGGAAGCCAACAAGCAGCAGAAUUUCAACACUGGCAUCAAAGACUUUGAUUUCUGGUUGUCAGAAGUCGAGGCUCUCUUAGCUUCAGAAGAUUAUGGUAAAGACCUAGCUUCUGUGAAUAACCUGCUAAAGAAGCAUCAGCUACUUGAGGCAGAUAUAUCAGCCCACGAGGAUCGUCUGAAGGAUCUGAAUGGCCAAGCAGAUAGCCUGAUGACAAGUAGCGCCUUCGACACUUCUCAGGUGAAGGAAAAGCGAGACACUAUCAACAGCCGCUUCCAGAGGAUCAAGGGCAUGGCAGCUGCCAGGCGAGCCAAGCUCAAUGAGUCACAUCGGCUGCACCAGUUUUUCCGGGACAUGGAUGAUGAGGAGUCCUGGAUCAAGGAGAAGAAGCUCCUGGUGAGUUCAGAGGACUAUGGCCGGGAUUUAACAGGUGUACAGAACCUGAGGAAAAAGCAUAAACGCCUAGAAGCCGAAUUAGCUGCACAUGAACCUGCCAUCCAGGCUGUCCUGGAUACUGGAAAGAAAUUGUCCGAUGACAACACAAUUGGCAAAGAGGAGAUCCAGCAGCGCUUGGCCCAGUUUGUAGAGCAUUGGAAAGAGCUGAAGCAGUUGGCAGCUGCUCGGGGCCAACGUUUGGAAGAGUCCUUGGAGUAUCAGCAAUUUGUUGCCAAUGUGGAGGAGGAGGAAGCUUGGAUCAAUGAAAAAAUGACCUUGGUAGCUAGUGAGGAUUAUGGAGAUACUCUUGCUGCUAUACAGGGCUUGCUGAAGAAACAUGAAGCAUUUGAGACAGACUUCACUGUCCACAAAGACCGAGUGAAUGAUGUUUGUACCAAUGGACAGGACCUCAUUAAGAAGAACAAUCACCAUGAGGAGAAUAUCUCUGCUAAAAUGAAGGGCCUGAAUGGGAAGGUAUCUGACCUAGAAAAAGCUGCAGCUCAGAGGAAGGCCAAGCUAGAUGAGAACUCAGCUUUCCUUCAGUUCAAUUGGAAGGCUGAUGUGGUGGAAUCUUGGAUUGGUGAGAAGGAAAACAGUCUGAAGACGGAUGACUAUGGUAGAGACCUCUCUUCUGUUCAGACUCUUCUCACCAAACAGGAAACCUUUGAUGCAGGGCUUCAGGCCUUCCAGCAAGAAGGGAUUGCAAAUAUCACAGCCCUUAAAGAUCAGCUGCUGGCUGCCAAGCAUGUUCAGUCCAAGGCCAUUGAGGCCCGCCAUGCCUCUCUCAUGAAACGCUGGAACCAGUUACUAGCCAACUCAGCUACCCGCAAGAAGAAGCUUUUAGAAGCCCAGGAACAUUUCCGAAAGGUGGAAGAUCUUUUCUUGACCUUUGCCAAGAAGGCUUCAGCCUUCAACAGCUGGUUUGAGAAUGCUGAGGAGGACCUAACAGACCCUGUUCGAUGCAAUUCACUGGAGGAAAUCAAAGCUUUGCGAGAAGCCCAUGAUGCCUUCCGCUCCUCACUUAGCUCUGCCCAGGCAGAUUUUAAUCAGCUGGCUGAACUAGACAGACAAAUCAAGAGCUUCCGGGUGGCCUCCAAUCCCUAUACUUGGUUCACCAUGGAGGCCCUGGAAGAAACCUGGAGGAACCUACAAAAAAUCAUCAAAGAGCGGGAGCUGGAGCUGCAGAAAGAACAGCGAAGGCAAGAGGAGAAUGACAAGUUACGACAAGAGUUUGCCCAGCACGCCAAUGCCUUCCACCAGUGGAUCCAGGAGACCAGAACAUAUCUCCUCGAUGGCAUAGCAUAUCGUCGGGUCAUUCGUGUCUAUCAGUAUGAAGUUGGGGAUGAUCUGUCUGGAAGGUCCUGUAUGGUGGAAGAAUCUGGGACCCUGGAAUCCCAGCUUGAAGCCACUAAACGUAAACACCAGGAGAUCCGGGCCAUGAGGAGUCAGCUAAAGAAGAUUGAGGACCUGGGGGCAGCCAUGGAGGAGGCACUUAUUCUGGACAACAAAUACACUGAGCAUAGCACUGUGGGGCUGGCCCAGCAGUGGGAUCAGUUGGACCAACUUGGGAUGCGAAUGCAGCACAACCUGGAGCAGCAGAUCCAGGCCAGGAAUACAACUGGUGUGACUGAAGAGGCCCUGAAGGAGUUCAGCAUGAUGUUUAAACAUUUUGACAAGGAUAAGUCUGGUCGACUCAAUCACCAAGAGUUUAAAUCUUGCUUGCGCUCUCUCGGUUAUGACCUGCCUAUGGUGGAAGAAGGAGAACCAGACCCUGAGUUUGAGGCAAUCCUCGACACCGUGGAUCCAAACAGGGAUGGCCACGUAUCACUGCAAGAAUACAUGGCUUUUAUGAUCAGCCGAGAGACUGAAAAUGUCAAAUCCAGCGAGGAGAUUGAGAGCGCUUUCCGGGCCCUCAGUUCUGAAGGAAAACCCUACGUGACCAAGGAAGAAUUGUACCAGAAUCUGACCAGGGAACAAGCCGAUUACUGCAUCUCACACAUGAAGCCCUAUGUUGAUGGCAAGGGCCGUGAACUCGCCUCUGCUUUUGACUAUGUAGAAUUUACCCGUUCUCUCUUUGUGAAUUGAUUCACAGCCCCUGCCUAGUGUUAGUCACAGCCAAACACUGCUCGUCUUGCUGCCUCA